AUGGACAUGGACAUGGACGGGAGUGUAAGAUCAGGAGGCGUUUUGAAGAAGAAGAGUUCAUCAGGGUGUUUGAUCAUCAAAAAGAAGGUUGAAAACGGGAGUUAUGGAGUUGGGGGUUCAAACAUCAAUGGUAAGGAGAAAAAGAGACCCAGGUUAGUUCCGAGUGAUUCUGAUGUGAGUGAUGAGGACGAGGCAUUAGAGUUUAUGAGAAGGAAAGUCGAUGACAAGAGACUGUAUGAAGGUCCGGUGGGGUACGACAGAAGUGAUCUCGGGUACAGGAAGCUUGUUGGGAUGAAUGUUGAUGGUGAGAGGAAGAGGAGUAGGUCGAAUUUGUACGGAUUUGAUGACUGCAGUGAGGUUGAUGGGCAAAGGAUGAGGGGCGAGUAUGUGGAGAACAGGCUAAGGAUUGCUGAGCAUAGUGGUGGUGAAAAUUCAAAGGAUUUUGGUGUUGGAUCAUCGCAUAGGAAUUUGAAUGUUGACAAAAGGAAGAAAAAUUCCUAUAUUGACGGUCCUAGUGGUGGGAGGAGGAGUAAUGUGGGUGAUUAUGUUGGGUUUAGAAAUAAAGGAUCCGACAUGGAGGACGAUGAAGCACAUAUGCCAGUUUCAUUGGCAAGGGCAAAGUAUCAAGAAACAUCUGAUCAGCCAAUCAGGCUACAGGGGAAGAAUGGGGUGCUGAAGGUUAUGGUGAAUAAGAAGAAAAAUAUGGAUUUACAUCCUCAUUAUAGGAAAUUUGACCACAGGAAAGUGGAAGAAAGUGGUUUACAUCCUCACAAUAGGAAAUACAGUCCUAGGGAACAUGAAGAACGACCUGGUCCUAAGUCGAGAGAUGUUCUAAAGAAAGAAUUAUCACCAGCAUUGCCAGUUUAUGUGAAGCCACCCGAACACCGAGGCUUGUCGGUGGAGAAGGAGAAGAUGUGGGUGAAAUUGGAAAAAGUAAAACCUGUUUUAGGUAAAAACGUCAAUGGUAGAGAGUCAGAAGUCGGUACAAUGGUACGGGGCAGCAAGGAUAGAGAAAUGGAAAGAGUAGUUACUGAUACAACACUUCAGCUUGGACCACUAGUCCCAAAAUCUUGUAGCUCAAAGAAAGGGAUGGAAAAGGAGGAAGAAAGAACACCUCCUGAAAAUCUCCACCCCAUUACAGGGAAAGAACGAAAAGGGAAAGAAACUAAAGAAGUGAAGGCAAAGCGAGGUGGAAGUACUGAAAAGCAAAUCUUGCGAGAGAAGAUUAGAGGUAUGCUGCUUGAUAAUGGGUGGACUAUUGACUAUAGGCCAAGGCGGAAUAGAGACUACUUAGAUGCUGUUUAUAUAAAUCCUAGUGGAACAGCGUACUGGUCAAUUAUUAAGGCUCAUGAAGCUCUAAAAAAGCAGCUGGGUGAAGACGUAGCUAAAGCAAAAUUGGACGUUGGUUCUCCCUCGUUUGCUCCUCUAUCAGAAGAUCUGAUAAAUAAACUCACCAGACAGACCAAAAAGAAGAUUGAAGCAGAAAUGAAAAGGAAGAUAAAAGAAGAUGGAAAAGCUCAGAGGGCCAAGAAAUCUGAAGUGGGAGAUUCCGAAGAGAGCUUGGAUAGUGGUCAGAAUGAAGAGAAUUUCGGUUCAUAUGUGAAACAGAACAAUAAGAAACGGAAAGGUAAAUUGCUUGAGGUGGAUAAAGAGAGAGGUGGUCUUGAGUCAAGUGAUGACUCGCGCAAGAGGAAGCCCAACAAAGUCAAAGAUGGAAAAUCUUACAGUGCUUCAAAUUCUAAUGUCUUACAAGGAAGAACGAGUAAAGUGAUCGGGAGAUGCACUCUUCUUGUUCGUGGUUCUGAUAGAGGGGAUAACUCAGAGUCUGAUGGAUACAUUCCCUACAGUGGGAAAAGAACUGUAUUGGCGUGGCUGAUCGACUCUGGAACAGCACACUUAAGUGAAAAAGUGCAGUACAUGAACCGCAAGAGAACUCGGGUAAUGCUGGAAGGUUGGAUCACUAGAGAUGGAAUCCACUGUGGUUGCUGCAGUAAAAUUCUUACUGUUUCAAAAUUUGAGCUGCACGCUGGCAGCAAGUUGCGACAGCCUUUCCAGAAUAUAUUUGUGGAAUCUGGGGCUUCCCUUAUGCAGUGUCAAAUUGAUGCCUGGAAUAAGCAGGGGGAGUCUAUGCCUAGGGAUUUCUGUACUGUUGAUGUUGAUGGCGAUGAUCCGGAUGAUGAUACCUGUGGUCUUUGUGGUGAUGGAGGUGCUUUAAUCUGUUGUGAUAGUUGUCCAUCAACUUUCCAUCUCAUCUGUUUAGGAAUACAGGUGCUUCCUAUAGGUGAUUGGCACUGUCCGAAUUGUGUAUGCAAAUUCUGUGGCGAUGCUAGUGGAAUUUCUGCUGAAGGAAAUGAUGGCAUUGCUGAUGAUCUUACUAGAUGCAGCUUCUGUGAGAAAAAAUAUCACAAAUCGUGCAAUGUAGAAGUUCAUGAUCUCCCAAUGAGUUCAAGUUUCUGUGGGCUGAAGUGCCAUGAGCUCUAUGAUCAUCUACGGAAGAUUCUUGGUGUGAAACAUGAAUUGGAUGAUGGAUUUUCAUGGUCUUUUAUUCAACAAGCAGACGUGUCUAAUAACUCGCAUCGCGGAUUUCCUCAAAUGGUGGAGUGCAACUCCAAGCUAGCUGUUGCAUUAUCUGUUAUGGAUGAGUGUUUUUUGCCCGUUAUUGACCGGAGAAGUGGGAUUAAUAUACUUCAUAAUGUUGUCUAUAGCUGUGGAGCAAAUUUCAACCGCCUGAAUUAUAGUGGAUUCUAUACAGCAAUUUUGGAGCGGGGUGAUGAAAUAGUUUGUGCGGCUUCUAUAAGGAUUCAUGGAACGUGUCUCGCUGAGAUGCCAUUUAUUGGAACUCGUGGAAUCUAUAGGCGGCAAGGAAUGUGCCGGCGCCUUCUAUCUGCAAUUGAAACAGAGCUUCGGUCUCUCAAAGUGGAGAAACUAAUUAUUCCUGCAAUAUCGGAGCACAGGAACACAUGGACAACAGUUUUUGGUUUUCACCCGAUUGAUGAUGGGCUUAAGAAAGAAAUAAAAUCUAUUAAUAUGUUGGUGUUUCCUGAGACGGAUAUGUUGCAAAAGCGGUUGGUCAAUCAAGAAAUUUCUUAUGGGACGAAGCUUUCUGAAACAAUACAGAAACAAGCUUGGUCAUCACCUGCUUUUGUUGAAAAACCUGAAAUCAACUCAUUUAUGGAGGAGCGGAAACCUUUGUCAUCUGUUUUCGUUGGAAAAUCUGAUAUUGACUCAUCUGUGGAGCAGAAUAACCAUACGACCAAAGAUCCUUAUGAUAGUUCAGCCGGUAGUGCUUCAGAUUCUCCUUGUGAAUCUGAUAUAGAUCUUGCCAGCAAGAGAAAGUUUGCGGUGGAAAACGAACAGAAAGAAUGCUCUACUAUUGCUGAAAUAAGAAACGUGCCUGGCAUAAGAAAUGGAUUUCCGCACAAAAUUCAAACUGGACCAGAGGACGAUGAAAACCAGAAACCUUUGACUUCAGAUAGUGCUGAAUUUGCAAAUGUUCAUGAUGUUGAACAAAUCAUUGAGAUUAACGAAUCUUCUUGUUUUCCUAGUCUUCCUGAUGGUGAAGUAUGUGCAACAAACUGUAAUGCUGAGGUGGAAUAUGAGGCUGUAGGCCAGUUACAAAAUGACUUUAUUACCCAUGGCAACGUACCGGAUGAGGCUGUUGAUCCUGGAGAACUGAAAAAAUCUGAUUUUGAAAUAGUGGUAGCUGAAAAAGCUGCCUCGACUUUUUCGUAA
Striga hermonthica is the source of this 3732-nucleotide messenger RNA. The record is from the annotation of a GenBank genome assembly. NCBI's taxonomy places the organism in Eukaryota, Viridiplantae, Streptophyta, Magnoliopsida, Lamiales, Orobanchaceae.